Messenger RNA from Aedes albopictus (Asian tiger mosquito), 3779 nucleotides. RefSeq names its product inner centromere protein (gene Incenp). The record is from RefSeq and is a predicted model, not a curated record. The coding region runs from base 334 to 3087 and encodes 917 amino acids. Gene Ontology annotation, biological process: metaphase chromosome alignment; meiotic spindle midzone assembly; mitotic cytokinesis. Lineage: Eukaryota; Metazoa; Arthropoda; Insecta; Diptera; Culicidae. The transcript has 5 exons. Gene Ontology annotation, cellular component: meiotic spindle midzone; chromosome passenger complex; nucleus.
CAGUUUUCGCCUCGGCGCUUUCUUUCACCGUUGGAAAAAUUUGCUCCGGCUACCAUCGUUUGAGUUGAAAGUUUCGCGAAAAAAUCCGGUUUCGUCGCUUUAAAUUCAGUGAGAAACGUUUUAAUUUGUGUUUAAAAGGUGAAGUGAAUGCGGCGGAAGUGAGAAACGUUAAAAGUAGUGCCAUUUGCCCCUGGAAAAGUGUUGUUUACCGCGUCAUUGUUGUUGCUUGCUGCGCUGUUAUGGUUUAACGCUUUUUCUGCGAUCUGUGGGGAUUGUGUGAGCUUGGUGGAUCUUUGUGUUUUAUCGCGGAACUGCAACGACGUUGAUCACAGAAUGGAUGAUUUAUUGCACAAAUUCAACGAAAUAAUUCUGCAAACUUUUGCGGCAGAAUCGCGUUUGGAAGAAGAAUUCCAGAAAAGCACGAAAAAAUUAGAUGAGCAUGUCACGCAAUCCAUCAGCAAUGGGACGCCGAUCCAAAGCAAGAAGCGUCCAAAACGGUUGGAAUCCAUGGACGAAGGAGGAGAACCCGCGGAUGAAACGGCCAAUUCGACCAGCAGUUCGUUGCAUACUUCGAGGGCAAGCCACAGGAAGAACAGCACCCAGGUGGCAAAGGGACGGGAAAAGGUACGAUCCCUGGCAGAUGAAAUGGCCGCUGUUGCGCCGGCGUCUUUGGUACCGUCCGUCCAAUCGGUAGUAGAGGAGCAUUCUUCCAAAUCUCAUCAGGAGGAAAACGAAAGGCGUCCAGCCAGGGCUGCCCGAGUCAAGGCUACGCAGAAUUUGAAGGAACCAAGCUUGAUGGGGAAGUUGAGACAGCCAAGCAUCACCAUCAAGAAGGAACGGAUUUCGGAGGAACUGAGGAAUGAACAACAGGUGGAGCCCAUGGAAACGGAUGGCGAGAACGAUGCCAACGCGAUUAACGUGAUACACGAGAAGGAGAAGGAAAAGGACAAAGACGCGGAGAAGCGAAAAUCCAACGAUGAAGGUUUCGGUAGCACCAACGAGAAGGAAAAGGAAAGUGAAGAACCUCCGGCUUCGGCGGAAAUGUCCAUCAUUCUCAUACCGAAACCGAUUCCGAAAGUGGAAGUCCUAUCGGAUGAUGAGGAUGCCGGCAAGAUGCCACCUCCGAUGAUGCCUCCGCCGCCAGCCCCCAAGACGAAAUCGACUCGUGCGAAGAAGGCGGAUAAGUCCAAGGUCAAGAGCUCCUCGAAUGUACUUCCGAUUAACAUUAAGAAGGAGAAAGACGCUGAUGAAACUUCGUCCAGUUCGGCGAUUUCGUCGGCAGAUUCGACACUUUCGACCACUUCCACCAAAAGCUCCAGUCGCAAUCGGAAGAAGAAAACAAGCUCCGCACCGGAACCGAAGAAGGUUCACAUCAAAACGGAAAAGCUGUCCAGUGAGGGUAGUCAGAAAACGAUGGCAGCAAAUAGUCCCACCCAGUCGGAGAAGUCUGUCUAUGAAGACGCUCUGGAUGGAGACGCCGUCAUGCGUCCGGUGGCUGUGGCCUUGGGUCGGAUGCCAAUGAUUGCCGAUGGGGAGAAGAAUCAAACUUUCGCCAUGGAUUCGAAUGGGACGUUCUCCGUUCCGGCAUCGAAUGGAACGUUCUCCGUCCCGACGUCGAACGGAACAUUUGUCGUUCCCUCUCCGGCUAACGGAACAUUUAAUGUCGUAAAAUCACCGGAAAAUGCCGCAAAUGGCACGUUCCAGCUUCCGGGACCUGGCAAUAGCACUUUCGUUAUGGACAAACCGAAGUCCACCGAGGAACAGCAUCGGGCCCUUAUCAAUGCUAGCAUAAUGACCGAAGACAAUUCCCACGUCGAGGAAAGUCCGGAAAAGCCCCCACCGAAGGCCAAGAAACCAGCCGUAGCCAAAAAGCCCCAAACUACUUCAUCCAAAUCCUCCAAGAAACACAACGAACUAUUCUCCCUACAGUCCCCGAUCAAAACUCGAAUCGAAGCAUUUGAAAAGGCCGCUGUUGGUUCUCCAUUCCAUUCCCGUACUGCUGCUGCCGGCAAAAACACGACUCCAUCACAACCGCCUCGAUUCCCGUCGAAAACAUCCACCACGCCUCUGGCCUCCCAGAGGUACCCAGCUUCGGCGAAAGCACCCUCCACCCAGACCACCCCAACCGCCCAAAGUACACUUCCACUCUCCAAGGGCAUCUCCUCGUCGGCUUCCAAACUUGCUCACCUCCAGAAGAAACCAACCCUCGCCUCGGCGAAUCUCCCUAAAUCGCAAAGCCUCUCGCGUGAACCCAGCAUCGAACGGGGAACCCUGUCCUCGGCAUCGUCCACCACAUCUCUGGCCCUGGACGAGAAGAAGAAGAAACGUGAGGAGAAGCAACGGCUAGCUCAACAGCAACGAGAGCAGAUCGAGAAGGAAAAACGCGAAAAUGCCGAACGGUUGAUGAAGGAAAAGGAGGAGAAGCACCGGAAACUGGUGCAGGAGAAGGAGGACAAACUGCGAGCGGAUUUGGUCAAGAAGGCCAAGAAGAUGGAGGAGUUCGAGAAGCGGCGACAUCUGGAGGAGCUCAACCAGAGGAUGCUGGCGGAGCAGAAGCGAGAGGAACUGGCCAAGUUGGAACAGCAGCAAAGGUCCGAACGGGAGCAGGCCGAGCUGUUCAAAAUCAACCAGGCCAAGGAGAACUACGAAAUCAAACUGCACAAGCAGAUGUACCAGCAGAAGAUGCAACAGCAGCAGAAACUCCAGCAGGCGCAAAUCCUUCAACAGCAACAGUUGCAGUUGAAGAAGCUGAAACCGAACGGCACUACGGUGGCAGCGCAGGAGAAGAAUCUCUUCACGUUCGAUAUGAUCCUGACGGACGAUUCGACCGACGACGAAAGCACUAGUGCAAGCAAGAAAUCCAAACGCCCGCCGCUGCCGGUGUGGUGUUCCAAAGAAGAACGCAACCCGACGAUCCGGACGCAGCGCGAAAUCAAACUGAAGGUGAUCGAUCAGUUCUUCUCGGUGGCACCGAUGACGGCGGACCUACGGGAGAUCUUCCCCUCGAUCGACGCCCGAAAGCUGAAACGGAAUUCGAGUGCCGUCUGGCGGACACCACCGCGGUACUCCCAGAUGCCCAAGUAUUGAGGGUGUUUGCGGUAUUCGCGCAUUCUAGUUUAAGAUCUAGCUACUAACCUACCUAACCAACAGCAACAACAACAACCAUCCCUCGAAUUGUAAUUUGUCGCCGUCAUCGUCGUUAAGUGUUUUAUGAGGAUCAGAGGAUUUGCUCUCAAUCAAGUGCUCAGCAUAAGUGGGUAAGUGUUCGAACGAUUUUAUGUUUUUUGUGUUAUUUUUGUGGGCGCUAUCGGAAUUGGAAUCCAGGGGUUCCCAAUCGAGUCCAGCCACAACCGAUGAACGUUGUUGAAUAUAAUCUAUUGAGCAUGAUGUUUACGCGCAAUUGUUCCCCCAAUGAAUCGAAAACAACUCUUUCGAAAGUAAGUUGAAAACUUGAAAUGUUUCGGCUAGGUGUUCGAAAUGGGUUAGGAGCACCUAGCGCUAUGCGCAUCUAUGAUCGAUUACUAACCCCGUAGUUAUAGGCUGAUGCUACCGAGCAUGUCAGAAACGGACACGAACUGACUUGUGUCGUGCAAAGAUUUUAUCCCAAUUGAUCCGAAGUUAUAGAAGAACAAUGAUGCUUUUACUUAUUGCGACGCUCUUUUGUUAAAUAUGUUUCUUACUAAACAUCGAAUAAUAAUUAAUAUCAUGAUAAUCACUAUUUUAAGCAAAUUGAAACGUAUCAAGUAUUAGAAAUAAUAAAAUUUGAUUUUUUUUUUGUA